Molecule: messenger RNA, 1305 nt
Organism: Amblyraja radiata (thorny skate)
Lineage: Eukaryota; Metazoa; Chordata; Chondrichthyes; Rajiformes; Rajidae
Product: stimulated by retinoic acid gene 8 protein homolog
Exons: 9
Coding region: 1-1062 (353 amino acids)
Biological process (GO): spermatogenesis; meiotic cell cycle; cellular response to retinoic acid
Cellular component (GO): nucleus
Molecular function (GO): protein dimerization activity
Source: RefSeq, a predicted model, not a curated record
AUGGAGAGUUCCGGGGAAUGCACCAGCCCGUAUACAGACGCCAGUCCAAGCUUCAUGGCGAUGCUGCAGGAAGUUGAACCUCGGGUCGCGCGCCGACGUCUCUCUCAGGCUCGACACCGGGCAAAGCUGGCGGGUCUCUUCAAUCACCUGCGAGACACCGUUUUCUGCAGCAGUUUGCUUUUAACUUCAGAAUGGCAGGUGUUACGAAAGGCAAAGAACUACAUCAUGGAUUUGGAAAGAAAGCUUGAAAAUCUACUGAUACUCAAAGAAAAGUACCAUUUGAAAGAUGAUCAGCCGUCGAGCCUGGAAGAAGUGAAAGAUGAAUAUAUCGGCUAUUACAAGGACCACAGUGAUACGGCUUCCACUGCUCUCCCUGCCAAGACAAAGGUCACCCUUUGGCAGUGGCUGCGGGAUUAUCGAGGACAUCCCACGGAGAACGACAUGAAAUCGGUCUGCUCCCAGUCUCCAGUGAAAUCCUCGACAGAACUCCUAGAGUUUGAAGGAUACCUGAAUUUUUAUAAAGAAACAGUGGACCUUUUGGUGGAGAACAGGAUUGUGUCCAUGGAACAGAUCACUCUCCCCGUUGUGUCGAAAGCUAUCGCCCACCUCUGGCAACAAAUGUCCAUGGAGGGGAAGGCGGCAAUCUUCAAAAAGUGCUCUCAGCGAGUGUGCUUCUCCCCAAGCGAGCAACUCACCUUGCAGAUACCUUUACAGAUGGACCACUCUGCCAGAGACCGCAUCUUAGACAGCCAGGGAGCAAGUGCUUCUUCAGAAUCCAAUCAGGACGAGAUGCUUUUCGAAGACGCUUUUGAUUUGGCCUCAGGGUUCCUCGUGAAACCAGAGCUGGAUACACUGACAGAAAUAAAGGAAGAAAGCAGCCCCGUCUUCACUCACAGCUCCUGUGAAAACCCAGAGGAGACCUGCCUGCUGUACAAACAGAUCGUUAACUUUGUGCUGGCUCGCUCCGGCUCCAUCGCACUCCACUCACAGCAAAGUUCUCCAAACCUCGACGACGAGACGGUCCUCCUGAGAUGCACAGAGACGUUCGACGAUGACCUUUAACUAACGGAACUUCUGCUGAAGAAAUCCGAGAUGCCCCCAGCGGUGGGAUGAGCAGGUGAUGUUCACAGCCAUCGCAGCCCAAUAUCUAUCCCCAUGUUCCACUUGUGAUCUUGGACCUCGUUUACUGAGAAGCAAACAGCAGACACGGAAACAUGUUAUAUUUAAAAUGUGGCCAAUUAAUCUGAAAGAGUGAAUUGAAUUCUAUCCGCUCCACGGAUUACAUGUUUUCACUGGGAUUUCUUC